AUGAAUGAAGAGAAGGAUGAAAAUUUAAAACCUUUUUCAAGGUCUAAAUAUCCUCAAUCGUUGAUGAUAGAUAUGUCCAGAUCUUAUAUGACAAAACAAGAUAGAAUAAAUGCAUUAAAUUUAUAUAUCCAGAAAUCUUCUUAUAAUCCUCAGUUGUUACAAGAUGAUGAAGAAGAGGAUGAUGAGGGUGAGAGCGAAACUAUUGGGGACAUUAUUCUUCGUAUAUUAUCUAUAAUAUUUCCUGAUGUAUCUCCUGGUUUAUGGUUUUUUAUUCAUUUUAUAAUGAAUUUGAUUGUUUUGUGUGUUAGUUUAAGUUCUUUAUCUGAGCCUAACGUACAUGAUCCGAUAUCAGAACCUAAAUAUAAUAGGAAGUUUAUAUAUGGAAGUAUGUAUUGUAGUUUUUUAAUAUUAGGUAUAAAUAUAGCUUCUUUUAGUAUAUUAAUGUCAUUGCAUGCAAUAGUUCAAAAAUUCAUUUUAGAAAAACUAUUACAACCUAGUGCUUUAUGUGCAGCUUUUUAUAAUACGGUUGAUCCUGAAUUAGUUUAUUUAUUUUGGUCAUCAAUACAAAUAAUAUAUUGGAGAACGAAUAUAAUAUUAAAAUCUGAUUCGAAUGAAAAUAAUAAUAAUAAUUAUUAUAUUUUAAGAAUAUUUGGUUAUAAAGAUGAUGAAACACCUUUUAUGUUUUUAAAAAAUAUACAUUGGUUAAUUACAUUCCCAAUAUUAUUAUAUAUAGUCUUUGCAGUAAGAUUAUUAUUUUUAUCUAUUAUAUCUUUUAUUUUUGAAUUAGGUUUUUUAAUGAAUGCUCAUGAUUUACUUGGGAAAUAUUUAAGAAAAUAUGGUGUCCUACGUAAAUUUAAUAUUGAAUGGUUUAUGUUUGUAGCUGACAAACAAGAAAAUAUAAGAACAUUAUUUGGUUAUGAACUUUAUCAGGAUGAACGAAUAAUGAAACAAAUAGAAAGAGAUGAUAUUAGUAAAAAGUUUAUACAAAAUACAGCAGAAUUAUUAUUAUUUAAAAACUUGCCUCGAAAUUGUACAUGUUGUAAAAUAACAAUAAAUAGAAAUAAAAAAAAUACUAUGAAAUUAUUAUUACCACCUGUUUUUGAAGCAAAGAAUAUUAUAAAAUCAGAAAGUUCUUCUCUAAAAAAUUGGCUAGCUUGUCAUUAUGUUGUUAAUACACCACCUUUAUUGUUUUUAUUAAAUAAUAGCAUAGCCUUAACCAAUAAAAAUUCCAUACGAAAUGCAAGUGAUAUAUUUUUUAGACAAAUUAUUAUGUCUUUAAAAAUAUAUUAUCAAGAAAAAAAUGACACCUACGCAUUUACCACAACACCUAUACAUAACAACAACAACAACAAUAAUAAUAACAACAAUAAUAAUAAUAAUAAUAUCUCUAUGGAUGGUUUGUCACCACACAGUAAUAUUCUUAAUAUUAAUACAAAUGAAAAGAAUCAAUUUUUUUUAAAACACAAAAAAACAUUUCCCUCUAAAACAAAUCCAAAUAAAGUAAUUCCACAAGAAAAAUUCAAAAAAAAAAAAAAAAACUUUCAUACAUAUGAUUCUUCUGAUGAUGAUAGGCAGAAAAAAAUUAAUCUAGAAAAUAUUUUUCAUGAUGUAGAUACAUAUGAUACUAAAGAUGAAGGAACAAAGGAUGAAAAUCUAACGGACCAGGAUAAAACAUCUCAUCAUAUGAUAUAUGAACAAAAUAUACAAAAGAUACAAUCUAUAAAGUUAAGUGAAAAUAUUAAUAAAAAUAAAAAAAGAGAUACAUCCAAAAACAAAUCCAAACAAACAAGUAAAACGAAAAAAAAAAAAAAUAUACCAGGUGAACACAUGAACCAUAUGGGAAAGAUGUCCCAAACAAAAAAGGAAAAUGAUAAAAAUGUGGAAGAACAAAAUGAGCAAAAAAAAAAAAAAAAAGAUAAAAUGGAUAAUCUGAAAGUAAAAAAUCAAAUGAUUCAUAUAGAAAAAGAAAAUUAUAACGUAAAUAAUGUAAAAAUAAUUAAUAACGAUAUAACAAAUGAAAUAAGUGACACUACUAUGAAUAUUAUAAAACAGGAUCAAAUAAAUGAAAAACAAAAUUAUGAUAUUAUAACUAAAACAAAAGAAAAUUUAAUGAAUAAUUCGGAUAAAGGAAAUAUAGAUAUAUUACCAAAUGAAAAAUAUAAUGUGGAUAAACAUAUACAUAAUAUAAAUGUAGAUAAAGAUAUAAAAGAUGGGUGUCAUUUUUAUGAUAUGACAAAUUCAAAUAUGAAUGAUACGAAGUUUAAUAUACUAAUAACACCUUCUUUCUCAACUAUUCAAAAUAAGAAAGAUAUUAAUGAUACAUGUGAAAAGGAUUAUACAUCUAACAAAAUGAACAAAAUAAAAAAUAAUGAUGAUAAUAAUGAUAAUAAUAAUGAUAAUAAUAAUGAUGAUGAUAAUAAUAAUAUUAUUAUUUGUGAAGACGAAAUAAACCAUGAAUUAAAAUACAAUAUUAAGGGUGGUGAUAAAGAGGAAUAUUCUAACCAACUAGAAAAUUAUAAUAGCAUUGCAGUUCAAAUAAACGAUUUUAAUAUUGAUGAUGUUUUGAAAAAAAAAUAUACAAAUGAAUCUAUUCAUAAAAUGGAAAAAAAUAGUUUUGAAGAUAAUGAUAUAAUGAUACCAAAAAAUAAUGAGAUAUUACAAAAUGGUAACAACGAAAUAUGGCACAAUAAUAAUAAUAUUAAAAAAGAAGAUGCAUAUGAUGAUUAUUUAGAAGAUAAAGAUAAUAAGAAAGAUAAUUUCCAUUUCAAUGAGAUUCCUUUAUUGGGUGGUUUUCUUUUUAAAAGAAAUGAAGAAUCUGUUGAUGGUAAUAUUUCAAAUAUGAAUAAGAAUUCAUGCAAUGAAGAGGAUAUGAAUAAUAAUGAAAAUAUAGAAUAUCAUAUUCCGUUUUAUAAGAAAAAGAAAGAAAAAAGUGGUAGGAAAUUAAAAUCGAGUGGGAAAGAAAAGCAUACAUACGAAAUUAAUAAAGGUAAUAAGAAUAUAAAGAAUAGAUGGUCAUUAAAUAAGAAUACAUAUUAUUAUCAUUCACAUUUACUUAAUGAAGAAAUGAAUAUAUUAGAAAGAAGUGAUGCUAUAAAUGUUAAAAGAUAUCGAGAAGAACAUAAUAAGGAUAGGUAUAAAGUAUGUAAAAAGAUGUUUAGAUGUUUAUUUUGUAAAAGAUAUAAAAAAGAAGAAAGAUUAGAUAAGAUACGUAAGGAUAUAUCUUCAGAUUUAGAAGAUCCAUUUGUUAUGAAUGUAAAGAGUCCUAUACAAUUAACGUUGAGUGGAAAUGAAUAUAUUACAAAAGAUAUGAUAGAAGUUUUUUUAAAACCUGAAGAAACGGAAGAAUUUAUGAAAGAGUUUGAUUUAUCUGGACAUGGAAAAAUUGAUAUAAUUAUGUUUCGUAAUGCUAUAAAAAGGGCAAUAUCAUGUAGAAAAAAAUUUAUUAAAAGUUUAAAAGGUCAAGAAAGUAUAUUAAAAUUAGUAAGAAGAUUAAUGUCAAUAUUAUUAUCAUUUCUAGCUUCUGUUGUAUUAUUAUUUUUGUUUGGAGUAUCAGCAGAUACUAUUAUAGUAACGGGUGCAGCUUUUAUAACAGCAGUAACGGUUAUUUUAAGUUAUAUGUAUACUAAUUUUAUAACAUCUGUUAUAUUUAUAGCAUUUUCAAAUCCAUAUAAUAUAGGUGAUAGGAUAAGAUUAGAUGGUGGAGAAGCUAUGUAUAUUAAGAAAAUAAAAACAUAUACAACAGAAUUUGAGACAACUACUGGAAAAAUUGUAAUAUAUGAAAAUUCAAAAUUAAGUAAUGUGAAAAUAUAUAAUGAAAGUAGAUCUAAAAAUGCUUACAUUGAUAUAUCAUUCAAAGUAGAUAUAAAUACACCUUUAGUUGCCCUUAAAGAAUUAAGAAAAAGUUUACAAUGUUUAGUAGAUAGUAGACCAAGUGAUUUCUGUAAAACUAAAAAUUUAUAUUUUGGAUAUUCUUUACAACCAGGACAUUUUUAUGAAAUAAGUUUUUGGAUCAAAUGUGUUGAAGGAUGGGGUAACUGGAGGAAAGUUUUUGAAUUAAGAACUGAUAUAUAUGAUUUUAUUAUUUUACAAUUACGUAUUUUAAGUAUAUCUUAUAGAUUACCUACUCAAAAAAUUGGAUUCACAGCUCCUCUUAAUAUAGCAGACGGUUAUAAUAAUAAUAAUAAUAAUAAUAAUAAUAAUAAUAAUAAUAUACAAUCGAAUUAUAAUAUCAAUCGUAAUAUAAAUAAUAAUAUGAAUAUUAAUACACAACAACCCAAAAUUAAUUAUCCACCUCAUGGAAAUAAUAAUUUUCCUACACACCAUCUCAGAUAUAAUAGGAAUAAACCUCUACAAUAUACUAGUCCACCAAAAGAAGCAAGAAAUCCACUCUUUCUGGAAACAGCAAAACAUAAAAGAGAAUUUGACAUCUCAUCUAUCCAAUCGAAUAAUGAACAGCAUGAAGCUCCAAAUCAUAUCAUAUAUAAUGAACCUGUUAAUUUCGAAGAUCAACCUUUAAAAAAAAAUAAACUUAGAUCUGUAUAUAAUUCUUACAAAUAUGUAGAAAGUACAAAUCAUAAUAAUAUGGAUACAUCUAUUGAAAAUGGGAAUGGAUAUAUGUAUGAAUCGUAUCUGCAAAAAAAUGAGGAUAAUAAUGAUUAUUUUGUAUAUAAUAAAAAAAAAAAAAAAAAUAAUAAAAAAAAAAAAACCCAUGACUUUAAUACAAAGAAAAAUAUAAAUAUAAAUAAUAAUAAUAAUAAUAAUAACAAAAUGAACAACAAUAAAAAUAAUCUUUUCAUGAAUACAUUUCAAAACAAUGUCCAGUCCAUAAGCUCAAUGAAUAAUUACCAUGAUGUAUAUUAUAACAAUGACAAAUAUUAUAAGACAUUACAUGGACAACAAAAUUUGUACAAUAAUAAUAAUAUAAAAAAUAUUAACAAUCAUGAAAAUAUAGAUAAUCAUAAUUAUAAUAAGAUAAACAAUAUAUUAUAUAACUAUACAAACACGAACUUAAUAACUUCUGAUAAUUCUUAUUCGUAUGAUAAUAAAAAGAUAAUUAAAUGUAACUAUGUACCAGACGUUUCAAAUAGCGAUGACUCUAAUCAUACAGACAAUAUGAAGGGAAAUAAUAUAUAUAGAAAUAACAAUAACUUUAAUAAUAAUAGUAAUAAUAUGAAGGUUAAAAGAGGUGAUCAUUUUAAUCCUAUAUAUCCUUAUAAUGAUGAUAUAUAUACAGCACACAAAAAUAAAGAACCACAAAAUAUAUUUGAAAAUUUAUAUAAAUUAAAAAAAAUAUCUAACACUAACUUGGAUGAAAAAAAUUAUUUUUCAUAUGAUAGUUCUUCUGGAUACGAUAGUUACGAUUGUGUUAAGCAUUUUACAUAUCUCCAUGAUAAAAAGCAAAACAUUUUAUUGAAAAGACGAAAGAUUAAAAUGGCUUAA
This is a messenger RNA of Plasmodium falciparum 3D7, 5439 nucleotides long. RefSeq names its product putative mechanosensitive ion channel protein (gene MSCS). Bases 1 to 5439 code for a protein of 1812 amino acids. Gene Ontology annotation, biological process: monoatomic ion transmembrane transport; transmembrane transport. NCBI's taxonomy places the organism in Eukaryota, Apicomplexa, Aconoidasida, Haemosporida, Plasmodiidae. Gene Ontology annotation, cellular component: membrane. The record is from RefSeq and is a predicted model, not a curated record. The transcript has a single exon.